AUGCAGCCAUGCCCAGGGAGGCUGUGGGAUGUCAUUCCCUGGAGCCAGAGCACCAGUGGCCUGACCGAGGGGUUUGUGUCUCCCCAAGAGAUCCACCUGAGGCUGAGCGGCGGCCCCAACGGGUGUGCGGGCAAUGUGGAGAUCUACUACUUUGGCCUCUGGGAGAAGGUGUGUGGCUACCUGUGGGACAUGCAGGACGCCCAGGUGGUGUGCAGGCAGCUGGGCUGUGGCUUCCCUCUGGCAGUCAUGUACCCCUUCCCUCCAAGCGACUCAUACUCCUAUGAGUUCACCGAGAUGGACUGCACGGGCGAUGAGAGCUUCCUGUGGCACUGCCCCUACAAAUACCUGUACGGCUCCUGUUACCACGGAGAUGCUUCUGUCGUCUGCUCAGCACCAACUGUCUCCAGACUGAUGUUCCCCACGCCAUGGAAUACAACAGGGAACUUCUCCUGUGGUGGCUUACUGCAUGGAUUGUCUGGCACCCUCCAGAGCCCGGGAUACCCCAACUCCUACCCCGACAACUCCUACUGCGUGUGGCGCAUCUGGCUGUGGGACCCGGCCCGCAGGAUCCAGCUCCGGUUUACAGAUGUGGAGCUGGAGGGCAGCAGCUGCACCUUCGAUGCCAUCGAGGUGUUUGAUGGAGGCUCAACCCAGAGCUGGCUCCUGGGCCGUGUUUGCUGGAACGACCACCGUGUCUUCAACUCCUCUGGGAACCAGCUCACCGUCCUGUUCCGCAGCGACGGCAGCGUCACCAGGAGGGGCUUCCACGCCUACUACUCCUCAUUUCUUGCCUUCAAUGCCACCGUGGCUCCCAUUACUUCUACUGCGUCACCAACUCCAGAAGAUUAUUCUUGUGGUGGCUCGCUCUUCUCUUCAUCUGGUACCUUACAGAGCCCAUUUUACCCCAGAAAUUAUCCAAACAAUGCUGACUGUGUGUGGGAAAUACAAGUAGAAAGCAACUUCCGUGUCACGCUUGUAUUUACAGAUAUUCAGAUGGAAGGUGGCAGAUGCCUCUCUGACUAUGUGGAAAUCUACGAUGGGCCCCUGCACAGCUCUCCUCUCCUUGGCAAGAUUUGUUCUGGUUAUUACCCCACGUACACAUCGUCCUCCAACCUGCUGAGCGUCCGCUUCCACAGCAACUCCCGAUACACGUACAGAGGGUUUCAGGCCAACUAUCACUCCACUCCUGCUGAUGACAGCACCACACUGCUGUGUUUGCCAGACUACAUGCACGUGGUUGUGAGCAGAUACUUCCUCCAGUACCACGGCUACUCUGCUUGGAACCUGACCCUGAAUGACCCCACUUGCAGACCCAACAUCACAUCAAAUUCCGUGUCAUUCGACAUUCCGUACACUCGCUGUGGCACUGUCAGAGAGGGAAACAACGACACAAUCAGCUAUUCCAACAUUAUUAGAGGGUCCUCUUCUGGUACAUUAAUCACAAGAAAUAGAAAUCUUCUCUUGCAUGUCAACUGCAAGAUGCUCCAGAACACCUGGGCAAAAACGAUGUACGUCGCAGACGACAAUUUUGAAGUCAACGAAACUCAGUAUGAGAGAUACGAUGUAAACCUCACAUUUUAUGACUCCUCAAGCUUCUCGAGGCCAGUGUAUGACUCACCCUACCGUGUUGGCAUCAACCAGAAUUUGUUCCUGGAAGCUUCCCUGCACAGCUCUGACCCAUCCCUGGAGUUAUUUCUGGACACUUGUGUGGCAUCUCCCACUCGCCACAAUUUUACAACAAAAUCCUAUCCUAUAAUCGAGAAUGGGUGUGCCAAAGAUCCCACCUAUGCUACAUAUUACUCACCCUUCAGACACACCCUCAGGUUUAAAUUCAACGCCUUCCAGUUCAUUCAGAGCAACCCAGAGGUUUACCUGCAGUGUGAGCUGGUGGUCUGCAGGGCCUAUGACUAUUCCUCCAGGUGCUACCAAGGCUGUCUUCAAAGGUCCAAGAGAGAGGCCAGCUCUGACCUGGAAAGUGUGAUUGUUGUUGCUGGCCCAAUACAGCUUUGGAAACCUGAGAUAAUGGAUGAACUUGGGUCUGAGUAAAACUGUCUCCUUUGACAGACAGCAUCUUUAAAUGCCAAUUGAAUUCUGGAAGAAGCCAUGCUGCUAGGUUGCCAGAAGCUCUAGAAUAAA
Agelaius phoeniceus (red-winged blackbird) is the source of this 2136-nucleotide messenger RNA. Lineage: Eukaryota; Metazoa; Chordata; Aves; Passeriformes; Icteridae. The record is from RefSeq and is a predicted model, not a curated record.